Molecule: messenger RNA, 1520 nt
Organism: Andrographis paniculata
Lineage: Eukaryota; Viridiplantae; Streptophyta; Magnoliopsida; Lamiales; Acanthaceae
Product: triacylglycerol lipase 2-like
Exons: 9
Coding region: 1-1212 (403 amino acids)
Biological process (GO): lipid metabolic process
Molecular function (GO): hydrolase activity, acting on ester bonds
Source: RefSeq, a predicted model, not a curated record
AUGACCUCCAUUUUCACCAACAGUUUACUACUUAUUUUCUGCUUGUCACUGCCACCACCAGUUUUUCCUCUUCAAGAUUUUGACGCUCCGGCGGCGGCGGCGCCGGGGAUAUGCUUCUCCGCAGUGACUAUUCACGGCUAUGGCUGCCAAGAAUUUCAAGUCACAACUGAUGAUGGUUACAUACUGAGCGUGCAAAGAAUUCCGGCCGGCCGGACCGGAGAGAAGCUUGCCAACCGGCCGCCGGUUUUGCUGCAACAUGGAGUUCUUGUGGAUGGGAUGACGUGGCUUGUGAACCCGCCGGAGCAAUCGCUAGCGAUGAUUCUUGCGGAUGACGGGUUCGACGUGUGGAUUUCUAACAUCAGAGGUACUCGCUUCAGCAGGGGCCAUGUUCGCCUAGAUCCCGAUGACCCUGAAUACUGGAAUUGGAGCUGGGAUGAUCUUGUGAUCCACGACUUGCCAUUCAUCGUCGACCUAGUUUUCGGACACACCGGGAAGAAACUUCACUACAUUGGCCAUUCGAUGGGGACUUUAAUAGCACUGGCGUCGUUCUCAAAAGGGAAACAAGUCGACAAGAUUAGAUCGGCAGUUCUGUUAAGCCCGAUUGCGUACCUUAGUCAUAUGACGACUGCUCUUGGUGUAUUGACUGCCAGAGCCUUUGUUGGCGAAAUAACAACGAUGUUUGGUCUCGCCGAAUUUAAUCCCAAAGGAGAGCCAGUUGCCGAUUUCUUAAAAGCCUUGUGUGCGGAUUCUGAACUAGACUGCUACGACUUGAUCACUGCGCUCACGGGAAAGAACUGCUGUCUCAAUUCAUCUACGGUCGAAUUGUUCCUGAAGAACGAACCACAAUCCACGGCAACUAAGAACCUCGUCCAUUUAGCUCAAACUGCUCGAGACGGAGUCCUGUCUAUGUACGACUAUGGCGAUCCCGACUUCAAUAUGGAGCACUAUGGGGAAUCGAAGCCUCCUGUGUAUGAUCUAUCUAAGAUUCCCCGCGAUCUUCCCCUCUUUCUAUGCUAUGGAGGACAAGAUGCGCUGUCCGAUGACAAGGAUGUAGCUACGCUGCUCGACGAUCUUAAACUGCACGAUGUCGAUAAGCUUCAUGUCCAGUACAUCCAGAGCUAUGCUCAUGCUGACUUCAUUAUGGGAGUUACAGCAAAAGACAUAGUCUACAAUCAAAUAAUAUCCUUUUUCAGAAACCAAAAUCAAGAUUGAUUUGGGAUUACCUGAUUGAAUCGAUACUUAGAAUCGCAGCCUCGGCAAGGUUAGAACAGACAGUUCCUGUUCCUUCUUCGGCGCAGACUUUGGGUCGACGUUGCUGAUAACCUACACCAGAAGGUAUUCGAAGAAACAGGCUCUUGUCCAAGUGAAAUAGAAUUUGCAGUUUCUAUUGAAGGAACAGUUUCAUUACAACAAACUGAUGUACAUGUAAAUCGCAUCGUGGAGCUACUCGCCAUUAUCAUACGGUAUAUAAUCAUGAAUGCUGCGGAGAAGAAUGAAUCGUGUAGCUGAGAAACAAGAAA